This is a messenger RNA of Suillus clintonianus, 660 nucleotides long. RefSeq lists its product as uncharacterized. The record is from RefSeq and is a predicted model, not a curated record. The coding region runs from base 1 to 660 and encodes 219 amino acids. The transcript is spliced from 3 exons. Lineage: Eukaryota; Fungi; Basidiomycota; Agaricomycetes; Boletales; Suillaceae.
AUGUCAAUUUAUUUCAAAAGUUGUUGUCUGAGCUGUGGCAACACUAACCCUGAUCACAUCGUAAAUGAAAAGAAAAUUUUCAGAAACUGGAUCAUCAUCGCGAAGGUCAUCAAGGUUGCAAUAUGCGGAAAGAUGUCAUUGUAUCCCAAAGCACGCAGUGGACCACCUUCCUACGCCAAAAUAUGGCAACUCACGAACUGCACUCCUGGGCUGAUCACAUUUGGUGUCACAUCAACUAUAUUUAUCCUAUCCCCAGAUCAGGAGUUUUCAGGCAAUGGUGUUGGUGCUAUUUCCUCAAUCGCCUAUCACUCUAUCUUUCAGACAGUCAAGAAGUUCUUCGUCGUCAAGUGGACCCACCAGCACAUCAAAUCCAUCAUCGACCAAAUCAACAGGUACAUCUUCGAUGGUUUUGUGAAGAUGCAGCCAUCCGAUGAUGCUUCAUGCACCAUGGAGGAUGUCACUGAAUCACUCGAUCGCAUUAUGGCGGCACUUGACGCCAGUGAUUCAGACUCGGAAUCAUUGGAAUAUGUCGACCUUCCAGUCCACGCUAAUGAAGAUACGCACCGUUCUGCUGCAACCUCUGGACCUACCAGUGUGGUAGCCAUGCCCACCAACACCAACACUCUUCAACUAGAGGUUGCGGUGUGGGAGAAAUCGUAG